AAGAAUUUUAACUAUACUCGAAGAAAUUGCAACCACGCCGAAUGGUUUAUGAAAUGACGAAUAUUCUGGAAUGAUGUAUCAGAAAUUGCGAACAAAUCUUGAUUCCACAAGUUAGAAAAUUCUUCCACGAUCACGUAGAAUUUUACGGAACUAAGUUUAGAUUCCAAACGAGUGAGAUAUAUCAUUUUGAAGUAUGCACUCUGUUAUUGAAAUAACCUACGUACAUACACUAAUUUGGGCACAACUUCUUCGUUUGGAAUCAAAAUAACGAGCCGUUUGCGCCUACUGGAUCGUAAUGGAAAGAAGAACCCUUUAAAAGGUUGAUAUUUCAUGUCAGUGUAACUGACCACGUCGACCUGACAGAGGUACCAAGAACUAGAAAUUAAUGUCACUUUUUCUUUAGCAAGAUAUAUUUGAUUAAUGACAAAGCUAGAGAUAAGAGUUGCCUCCAACUACCUGUUAAAUGAAAGUAAUGUGGGUGGGGAAGCUUUGUCUCAGGAAGUCAUUAAACCAAAGCUAAAGAGCAUCACCAAACUUCCCACUCACCUUCCCACCAUUACUUCUUUAUCCACCAUACCAUCAUCUUCCACCUUAUGAUUCAAUCCAAAAGCCAAGCUAGCACAUGGAAACAGCGGCAUAAAUAGGCAGCAUCCACUGCUUCUUUUCCCCGGGAGAAACACCAAAACCAAAUUCCAUACUUUGCUCAUCCCCUGGUGAAGAGAGAAAGAGAGUGAAUAGAAAGAGAGUGAAAUUAAGGAUUCUGAAUACUAGGUUGUGCUCGGGAGGAAGUCAUAAAUCGAUCCACGGAGUCAACAUUCAGUUUGGAGGUCGUUAGAAGUCUCAUCGGAGCUUCGCCGGAGUUUCAUCGGAGGGUCACCGGAAAAAGCAGAAAAAUGAACUUCAACCAUACUUCAAAAGAUGGGUAUGGUUGCGAAGAGGGAGAUCCCGGGAGCACGCACGUUUCGACGAAAUUGAGUUUCGACGUCGGACGAGGGAGAAACGAGCAUCGGAAGUUUGGCACAAAAAUUGUUAAGUCCAGGUACCAUUUCUGGUAAAUCAAAAAGUUAACGGACCUUUCUGUAAUUUUCCCACAGAGACGGGUCAACACAUUUCAGUUGACUCGUAAACUUCGUACUUAGUCCCUGGUACUUUGAGUACUAACGGAAUUCGUAUUUCGUUCAUAAUUCGUUCGUUUGACGUCCAAACGACAAACCGUCUUCACCUACAGGAUCGUUAGAACAAGGAGAAUAUUUUGAAACCAAGAUUUGGAAUUUUCAGAGAUGACACAGAAUCAGUUUCGUCAUAAAUAAGGUGUGUGGGCUUACGGUAAAAGGGAACCGGAAUUACGUGUUUAUUUCUAAAUACGCAUGAUUGAGUUGAUGAUUAAUGAUUAUGAUGGAUUUGUGAUUGAUUCGUCAUAGUGAUUUUGGAUGAAAUUGUUGAUGAAGUUAACUGAUUUUUAUGAUAAUAAUUAUUAUUAAUCUCGUAUGGGAAUUGUCGACGUAUAUGGUGAACUCUGAAUAUUUUAUGAAAAUGUCUAUUGAGAUCAGAGUAAGGAAAGGAAAUUUAAGGAAUCUUGAGACGACAUUAGUCAUGAUAUAUUACGAUGAGAAUCAUUAUAUUGGUAAUAAUUGAGUUUUUGGAAUUAAUUGAUGUUAUGACUUUAAAAAGGUUGAAAUUGUGAAUUUAUAAAUUGAAUUAGAUAUGAGAAGGAAUUUUGGUCAUAAUAAUUUCAGCAACGGAUUUGUGAGCUUGGUUGGAUAUUUAGAUGGAUGAAACAUGUUUCUAUGUCGUUUUGUUAUUAAAGAGAUUAUAUUACCAUUUUUUUAAAAAUAAUGGCGAUUUAAGGGAAAAUUAUUAUAAACUGAGUAUGAUGGUUAGAUUAUUGUCACGAGUUAUUUUAAUUAAGAUUGAAGUUAAGUUAUAUUUUAAGAAUAAUUUGUAGUAAUAGUUAAUUGAGUAUUUAAUUGAAAUAUUAAAGAUAAUCUUAUUAAUGUAUUUUGACGAACGAUGAUGCAGAUUGUAUUUUAAAAAAUAAUUAUUGAGAGAUAUGUUAUUAAGGAAGACCUUUUCAAAUGAACUUUUGAUAAUCAUGAGAAUUAUAUAUUGGGUAUGGUCCCUUUUAGAAUGGUUUCAAGUUAUUAAUAUAAAUUCAUGAAAAUAAGGGGUCGUUUGGAUGGAUCAAUUGUAAAACGAGACAAUUUGACCAAUUGUUUCAUUUUACAAAACGAGUCAUUUAAAACGAGUCAAUUCAGAUUACCUGCCCCCACCCAGACAAUUGUAAUUGGCUCAAAAUGAGUUAAUUCAGAAUUCCUCAGUUCAAAUUGCUUCAUCCAAAUUUUCUGCUGCCAAAUGGAUCAAUCUAGCACAAUUGACUCAAAACGAGACAAUUGUGUCAGAUUGAUCCAUUAGAAUUCCUCAUCCAAACGACCCCUAAGAUUUUGAUCGUAAUAUGUUUAGUUGAUAUGUUGAUGAAAUUAGUUAAUGGACGAUAUGGAUAAUUUGAUGUAUUUUUAUUGUUAUUAUAUGGUUCAUAUGAUAAAAGGAUUUGAUGACGAAUAAAAUAUAUAUUGAUUAUUGAUAUGUAUGAUUAUGGCAUGAUGAUGAUGAUGAUGAUGACAGGGAUAUUGAGUGAUAGUGAUACGAUUGACGUAUAUGAGUAUGACGUGAUUAGAAUAUCGAUUGGUAUAAAUGUGAUUGGUAAAUAUAAAUAUUACCGAGAUAUUUUGUGACAAUGUUGAUAUGAUGAAUGCUUUGAUUAAUGAUGAUGUGGAUGAGAUAUUAUCAUGAUCGAUUUGUAUUUGAUGUGUUAAAUGAUUACGAUGAGUGAAUGAGGUAUUGAUAAAGUGAGUACUUGGUAGAUUUGUCAAGUUUGAUUGAAGAGAAUGAAUUACUUAUAUCAUUGAGGAGAUGAUGAUUAUAUUGAGAUCAUGCAAUGCAUCAAAGUAUGCAUAGAUGAUGUGAGAUAUGCAUGGACUGGGAAUAUCAAUGGGACGUUGUUGAUUUCUUGGAUCGAUUGAGAUAUGAUGGAAGAGAGAAAUUGAUAUUGUUUGAUCAUGUUAAAUCACAUAGACAUAGAAGGGCCUAUGCCUACCCCUAUGAGAUUGAUUGGGCUGCGGUCCUAAUGAAAGGAUUUAUGAUAAUCCUAGAUUGGAGGAGAUUGUGGUUUUUGAUAUAACCACUAAGAUGAUGAGCUCGAGCGGGGUGGGCGUAUGGUGACCUUAGCGCGCAAAUUAAUAACAAAUGGAGAGUCUGCAUUUCAUGCAUUGCAUAUGAUAUAUAUGAUGGAGAUGAUUUCCAUAAAGGAAAAUCGUGAAGUUAUAUUCGAUUGAUGAUUGAUUGAAAGAUUGAUAUGGUUAUUUCCAAAUUGGUGAUUUGAUUAUGGAUGAACGAUUGAUAUGUUUUGAUGUUCAAAUGAUGAAUUGACUUUGAAUGAAGGAUUGAUAUGAUGGAUUCAUGAGUUGAGGUAAGUUUACGAUUUUAUGUCGAUAUACGACUUGAUUAAUGAAAGUCAUACCAUGAGGAAUUGGGUUAAAGAUGAAUUUGGAUUGAUGACCUAGAAAUAAAUCUAGAGAUUAAUGAGAUUUUUGUGUGGCAUGAUAAUUUGUUGAUGAUGUGUUUUUAAACAACAAGAUGUGAUGAUGUGAUGGCAUGCUAACGAUAGUUUUGCCGUAUAGGCCAGGUCCACACACUCAGCUUAGUAGCUGACCCAUUUUUCUUUCUAGAUGUGACAGGUGUGAUAAAUUGAGGAUGACUUUGGCACUGCACAAUGAUCGAUGGAGGAUUUUGAUUUAAAAGGUUUUUUACCUAUUGAUUUAUUCUAGAACCCUUAUUUUACGAUUCGGGUUUUGAGCAUGCAUGAUAGUUUACAUUGGUCAAGUAUGAUCAUUAACUUGAGUUGAGUAUGAAUGGAGUAGAUGAGAUUGAUAGUCUGGGUUAUGUGAAUCCUGAUUUUGAGGAAGAUUGAUUAAUGUAUUGAGAAAGCGAUUUUUAGUAAAUUGUUAUGAUGAGUUGAAUUUUAAACAUAUGAUAAUGAUGUGGAUGUGAGUUGAGUCGAGAUUUUGAAAGCGUAAACCCCGAGUGAUUUCCGCUGUGUGGUUGAACCAUUGGUUCGAACCAUGAUUUUAGGGUGGGGUGUUACACGGGUUACAGUUGGUAAUGCAGAUGAUAUUAUAUUGAAGCGGCUUGCUAGUUGGAAGUAUUUGGAUAAUUAUUCUAAUUCACCUUUUGGGAGAGAUUGGUUGCUAUGGAAAUCGGAAUAUCGGGUUACUAAGAUUUCUGCUGGUGAACAUUUUGUUCAAGUAAGGGUUUCAGAUCCUGUGAAGUGUGUGGUGACUGCCAUAUAUAGUCCGAACAAGACACAUGAUAGAGUAAGGCUUUAUUCCGUUGCUUCCUCCAGUGAUUACUCGAGAACCUGGUGUGUUUAUGGGGGAUUUUAAUGCUACUUUGUGCCCUUCUGAAGCUUCAAACACUAAUGUCAUUAAUCAUAGCACAAUUGAUUUUCGGGAGUGGGUGUCUUAUUUGGGAUUAUUUGAUCACAAGGUCUUGGGAGAGUGUUAUAAAUUAGGGGUGGAAGUUUGGUUUGCGGGUUGCGGGUAACCCGCAAACCGCACCAAACCGCACACUUUGUGGAUACCCAUACCCAUAAUAUGUGGAUAGUGGGUUGGGUGUGGGUAUCAAAAUAUUGAUUUUUGUGGUAGUGGUUAACCACUACCCACAGCGUUUUACCCACAAAACCCACAUUAACCACAUUAGUUGUAUUUAUUUUUUCAAAAUACUUUGUAACCCACAUUAGUUAUAUUAGUUUGUGAAACUUGGAAGACUAAUAAUUAAAGUAGCUACCAAAAUCAAAUAUGCACUUAUUCUAUAAAACAAAACCAAGUCAAUACACAAUGUUCAUGUGAUAUACUUUUAUUAAAUAAAUAUUGUCUUUGUGGUAUAUGUUUAUUUUAUAACAAAACCAAGCCCAUAGAUAUAGUCAGAUAAAUUAAUCGAUUCGUUAAAAGAGGAGAUUAAUCGUUAAAUGUUAGUAUGAUACCCAAACUCAUCUCCAUUUCUCCACGAACUCAAGAACAACACAACAUGCAACCAGCCACCAACAAUACAAGACUAUAAUCGAA
This is a messenger RNA of Linum trigynum, 5120 nucleotides long. Lineage: Eukaryota; Viridiplantae; Streptophyta; Magnoliopsida; Malpighiales; Linaceae. The record is from the annotation of a GenBank genome assembly.